GCACGGGGGACGUAGACGCGGGAGCGAGCCCGCUCUUCUCGUCCGUUCUCGCUUCGUGGAAAAGAUGAUGAGAGCCAAAACCAGGAGAGCAGACAGAGGUGGACAAAUGCAAAAGUGAUGUGCCACAGGAGUUAGCAGUUGAUUGGAGGUCCUUUUCAGCUUGAACAGUCUACAGCCACACCUUUCUACCUUAUUCAAGGCUCACUCAGCGAGAUGUCAUCUGCUGCCCCUCCAGGUCACAACUGGACACGUUCUCAGCCAGCUGCAGAUGAAGAGAGUGAGGACCCCGUGGAUCAGAUGAUCUCACGCACAGGUUGCAUGGCCUGUCACCAUGCUGUGCAGGAGUGUAUGGCUGAGCACCAAGACUGGCGGAAGUGCCAGGACCAAGUUAAGGCCUUCAGGGACUGCAUGAGCCAGUACCAGAAAAACAGGUUGGAAGAGCUGCAGAGGAGGCAGAAGCAGGUCCCCACUGAUGGCUGAGACACCCAGAGAACUAGGCUGAGGAAGGCUGAAUACUCACCAACUCAGUAUGACAGUGAGGAGCUAGGAAACUGAAGAUCUGAACAUAUGGAGGGUACUCCUAGAGAGAAGACAAUUCAGAACAGCCAAUUCAAUGCAAAUUAACCAAUGUUUAUUAAGCAGAUACUGUGUUAGAAUCCACUGCUUAAUGGGGGG
Molecule: messenger RNA, 675 nt
Organism: Phascolarctos cinereus (koala)
Lineage: Eukaryota; Metazoa; Chordata; Mammalia; Diprotodontia; Phascolarctidae
Gene: COA4
Product: cytochrome c oxidase assembly factor 4 homolog
Biological process (GO): mitochondrial respiratory chain complex IV assembly
Cellular component (GO): mitochondrial intermembrane space
Source: RefSeq, a predicted model, not a curated record